AAAGUUAUGCAAAUGAGAAGCGACAGUUGUCUCUCUUCUUGGGUCCGAGUUUUUAUCAGGGUGAUGUGUGGGCAGAAAGUGGAUACAAUUUAUUAAAUUCGCGGGAAUAUGGCGGACAUUUGCUUGGGUCCCCCGUUAUGCAAGGCCAUACAGAUCUUUCCAAUUCCAUUCUUUCCUCCUCCUCCUCCUCCUCCUCAUUCUCUCUCUCCUUCCAGAUUUCUACCCAUGGCAGCAGCAGCAGCUCGCUCCACACUUCACCACUGCCAUUGCUCCUCAAACCCUAACCCUAGCCCUAACCAGCCGUCGUUGCUCGUCUUCUCAGGUGGAACUGCCUUUAAUGGUGUUGUUGAAGAGUUAAAAAAGUUAACAUCUUGCGUUGCGCAUGUUCUCCCUGUUUCUGACAAUGGAGGAAGUACGGCUGAGAUUGUUCGAGUGCUUGGUGGUCCAGCUAUUGGAGACAUACGGUCAAGAUGUUUACGAUUGGCUGACCAAAGUACUUAUGAGGCUGUGGCAGUGAAAAAAUUGCUUGGUCAUCGUUUACCUCUUGAUGCACAGCAAGCCAAGUCAGAAUGGUAUGACAUCGUUGAAGGAGGGCAUUCCUUAUGGAAGGGUGUCUCAAAAGCCUACAGGGAAACUAUUCGUGCUUUUUUGGCUUAUUUUCAGAAUGAGAUCCUCCGGCGGUCCAGUGAAUCAUUUUGUUUCAGCAAUGGGAGCAUUGGAAAUUUCUUCUUUGCCGGAGCACGCACAUUCUUUCAGUCUCUAGAUGCUGCAAUAUUUUUGUUUUCACGUGUUUCAGAUAUCCCCAAAGAAAGCCUUGUCCUUCCAGUGAUUUCUACAAAUGACAGGCUUACAUUGGGUUGUGAACUAUGGGAUGGAACUAUAAUACGUGGUCAGAAUGAAAUAUCUCAUCCAACCAAUGGAUUCAUGGAACCUGUAAAUAAGGGAAGCAAUUCAGUUCCAGCACUUCCUUCAAGAAUAAAGCGGGUGUUCUACAUGUCAAGUGAGGGCGGGAAUUCACUGCAUGAGGUUUUCCCCAUUUCAAACCCAGCUGUACUGGACCAGUUGAGCAGUGUGGACUGCAUUAUUUAUGCCAUGGGAUCCCUCUUUACGUCGAUCUGCCCCUCUCUGGUUUUACUUGGCAUUGGGGAAAUUAUCUCUUCCAGACCUUGUCCCAAGGUACUUCUGUUGAAUGGUACACAUGAUCGAGAAACUAGUGGCUUUUCUGCUUCUUGCUUUGUAACUGCCAUUACGGAUGCUCUAAAUCGAACUUAUGGGAAUCCUCAUAAUGGUCUCAAGAAUCUUCCAAGUCAAUACAUCAAUACACUUUUGGUGCCUAAAGAUGGCCAAAUUGCCGUGGAUGUUGAAUGCUUGGCUGCCCAAGGAAUCUUUAAUGUGAUUGCUGUUGAUUCAGUGCAUGAACCGAAAGUGGGUAUAAUUUUUGACCCAAAAGCCUUAAUACAAGCCCUCAAUGAUUUGGUAAGUGCACGAGCAUGAAUGUCACAGGAGUUUAAGCAGUCUUUGAUAGGACAAAUGAAAUUGAAGGGUUACCUGAGGAAUCUACUUUCGACUGAAAUCUCGUCUUUCAUCUGCACUGUAUUUCCUGAGGUAGACUUGCCUCAGUUCCAGGAUUUAUGUCGGAUUUUUGACAUUAUGGCAAUCGUAGCAGUAAUUGGCAGCUGGAACUAUAUGCUCAGCGAAGUAUUGGAAGGGAGUGACUCAUCGUCAUGCUUCAAAUGCUGUUCAAAUGCUGUACAAUAUUUAACACGGUGAUUGGUUUUCAAGUUCUUUUGAACUUAAACCAGAAAAUGAGCUGUCCAGUUUCCGUUUCUGAAGAUUCAUGCAAGCGAAAUAAAGAAAUGUAUAGAAUGUCCUAUGCUUUUACAUAUAAUAGCAAUUUUGUUCAUUUGUGUAUGCAUGGACAUACUGGUUUUUUAUUUUUUUUUUUAUUUUUUUUUCAAAGAACACGAAAAUUAGUAAUCUUGCCUCAUGGAAAAAUUACUUGGUGCUUCCUGUAAUACAAUUUACCUUUCUGAA
Messenger RNA from Cornus florida, 2034 nucleotides. RefSeq lists its product as uncharacterized. NCBI's taxonomy places the organism in Eukaryota, Viridiplantae, Streptophyta, Magnoliopsida, Cornales, Cornaceae. The coding region runs from base 109 to 1494 and encodes 461 amino acids. Gene Ontology annotation, molecular function: LPPG:FO 2-phospho-L-lactate transferase activity. The record is from RefSeq and is a predicted model, not a curated record. The transcript has 14 exons.